Messenger RNA from Dendroctonus ponderosae (mountain pine beetle), 2418 nucleotides. It is a transcript of the gene Ilk, whose product is annotated as integrin-linked protein kinase. The coding region runs from base 593 to 1936 and encodes 447 amino acids. The transcript is spliced from 6 exons. Gene Ontology annotation, biological process: substrate adhesion-dependent cell spreading; protein phosphorylation; cell-matrix adhesion. Gene Ontology annotation, molecular function: protein binding; protein kinase activity; ATP binding. The record is from RefSeq and is a predicted model, not a curated record. Gene Ontology annotation, cellular component: stress fiber; focal adhesion. NCBI's taxonomy places the organism in Eukaryota, Metazoa, Arthropoda, Insecta, Coleoptera, Curculionidae.
GGGCGGAUUUAUAGAUGAUUAGUUUAUUGUUUUUGCCAAACGAUUCGUGUUUCGUGGAUUUUCAGGGGCUAUGAGCAGUGCGAAUAACUGAUUUUUUUAUUGUUUGUUGCAUUAUUAGAGGAUAGCACGUUAAAACGUUCCGUGUAAUCCUGGCUAAACCAUUUGAAUUCAUUGAAUCAUACGGAUGUUUGCGUAGAGACAGUGAAUAUAAUAGCUGACUCUUUUAUAGUUACUCGUUUUGGUAAAUAGAAGUUUGUUUUGAGUAAUGUAAUCUCAAACUCAGUUGCGCAUGCCAUUUAAACAACGAGUCAGGUUGGCUUAUAUGCGCUAGUCCUGAUUGACGUCUCACAGUCAUGAAACGUCACUUUUAUAAAUAAUUGAAAACAUUUUUGAUUACACUUUUUUUCGAUUUUUUCAUAUAUAAACGAAAGUGAAUUCAGGAUUUUGGCUCUAAAGUGGUGGUUUCAAACAAUCGCGAACACCUUCCGCAGUUUAUUGCAUUGAAACUGUAAAGAAGCAUCAAUAGGCAGGAAAACGCCCAGCAGCUUGUUUAUUUUUAGUUCGAAACUCGACAAAUUAAUUGUGUCUCCCAAUGGAGGAUAUUUUCCAGUGGUGCAAAGAGGGAAAUGCUCUCCAGGUGCGGGUUUGGCUGGACGAUCCCGAACAUGACAUGAACCAGGGUGACGACCAUGGCUUCAGCCCCUUACAUUGGGCCAGCAUGAAGGGACAUAUCAAACUAGUGGAAAUGCUGUUACUCAGAGGCGCCCGAGUUAAUGCCACCAAUAUGGGCGAUGAUACGCCUUUACACUUGGCUGUAGCCAAUGGGCACAAGGAAAUAGUGGGAAUACUGCUUCGACAAAGGUCAGAUCUGAACUUUACAAACGAACACGGAAACUCACCGCUUCAUUACGCCUGUUUCUGGGGCUACGCCAACAUAGCUGAAGAGCUGGUGCAUCAAGGAGCCAAAGUGUCCAUCGCCAACAAGUACGGCGACACUCCUCUGGACAAAACCCGAGGCAAUUUGGCGAAGGUUCUGCACGACAUCGCCAUAGAAAACGGGCAGGAUCUGAAGAAGAUUAAGUUCAAAGAUCAGAGCUGGUUGGGCAUGAAGACGCGGUCCAGGGACGCCACCCUUUCCCGUCACAAAGGCAUCAAUUUUAAGGACUUGGACCUGAAGCAGAUGGUAGCGGACACGCACAGCGGGACCACUUAUAGGGGCCGCUGGCAAAACAACGAUAUCGUGGCCAAGAUUUUAAAAGUGCGCGACAUCACUGCUCGAAUAUCUAGGGAUUUCAACGAGGAAUUUCCCAAAUUGAGGAUAUUCUCGCAUCCCAAUAUCCUGCCAGUUAUCGGGUGCUGCAACCAGAAGCUGGUGGUCAUCAGUCAGUACAUGCCUUUAGGUUCCCUUUACGAUGUUUUGCAUGAGGGAAGCGGUGGAAUAGUGGUGGAUAACGCACAAGCCCUAAAGUUUGCCAUAGACAUUGCCCGAGGCAUGGCCUUUUUGCACAGUUUGGAGCGAACGAUUCCCGAAUAUUUCCUCAACAGUCGCCAUGUGAUCAUUGAGGAGGACUUGACGGCGCGACUGAACAUGGCAGACGCGAAAUUUUCGUUCCAGGAAAAGGGCAGGAUCUACUAUCCAGCCUGGAUGUCGCCGGAGGCGCUGCAGAAAAAAAUAACCGAUAGAAACUGGGAAGCUUCCGAUAUGUGGAGCUUUGCGAUUUUGCUGUGGGAGUUGGCUACUAGAGAGGUGCCAUUUCCCGACCAGAGUCCCAUGGAGGUUGGGAUGAGGAUCGCGCUUGAAGGGCUGCGUAUCAGCCUGAAACCGGGCAUUUCUCCGCAUUUGUCCAAGCUGAUCAGAAUCUGCAUGAACGAAGACCCGGGCAAAAGACCCAAAUUCGACAUGGUGGUACCCAUUUUGGAUAAAAUGACUCGCUAGUCGUCCACACAAUCGGAAAAAUGUAGUUGGGAAAGUUACAAGUGCAAUUUAAAAAUGGGGCACCAACUACAUCUUGUGUUUCACAAGCAUGUGUUCAUUUCGUUUUUCACUUUACUAGACCGAUAAGUUCCAAUCUGAUAUUUCUCUGUUUGUCUGCUAUCGACGCAAGUUGCGAAACAUUUGUGUGCGAAAAGUGGGCGAGUGUAGAGAGUUUGAUGCUUAAAAAUCCAAAAAUUCUUGAAUAGACCAGUAGAGAAGCUUAUCGACGAUUACUAAGUGCCUUCUAGUGCCUUUAACACACUGUAGACUAUUAACUAAUUAAUUGUGUAGACACUUUGUACGUUUUUUAAAUCAAUCGCGUUUAACUUUUUAGAUUAGUUAGAUGCGAUGUUAUUUUUGUAACUUAUUAAUUUAUUAAAUCGGUGUAUGUUUGAAUAAUGUGUUCGUCCGUUGUAUAAAGAUAAUAAAAACCUAUAACAUUU